UGUUAAAUAUAAUUUAGUGAUUACAUGCAGGCAAAGUAUUUCAUUCUUAAGAUGUUUUCGCUUUAUGAAAAUUUAUUAAUAAUUUUAGUUUCAAGCUAUGUUUGGCUUCAAGCAAACUGUAAUCCAUUGCCUCAGAAGGAAAUUGAAAACAACAACAUUGAUGUUGUUCAAGGUUGGGAUUAUAAUACUCUUGCCGGGCAUUUUAAGGAUUUCUUUAUGUAUUUACCGAUCAUGUUUACAUCACUUAAGGAGACAAUGAACGGAUUUCCAAAGAUGGCUGAAGGUAUUAAAAUAUUAACGAGUCAAGCUGAACAAUUGCCAUCUAAUAGCGACAUCUUUGACGACAAUGAAUGCAAAUGUAACUCGCACGUAACCCAACAAAAUGCUAAUAACAUCGAGAAGGAUAAUCUUUACAACUAAGAGAGACAAUACAAAAAAAAAAAAAUGCCCGUUCAUUAAAAUCCAUUAUGAUUCCACUAAUUUUGUUUUACGUGUCACAUGCAAAUUGUUAAGGAUCGAAAAGAGAAAAGAAAAUGAAAACAAUAAACAA
Molecule: messenger RNA, 550 nt
Organism: Glossina fuscipes
Lineage: Eukaryota; Metazoa; Arthropoda; Insecta; Diptera; Glossinidae
Exons: 2
Coding region: 25-420 (131 amino acids)
Source: RefSeq, a predicted model, not a curated record